This is a messenger RNA of Pieris brassicae (large cabbage white), 647 nucleotides long. RefSeq names its product protein D2-like. Lineage: Eukaryota; Metazoa; Arthropoda; Insecta; Lepidoptera; Pieridae. The record is from RefSeq and is a predicted model, not a curated record. Bases 75 to 629 code for a protein of 184 amino acids. The transcript is spliced from 5 exons.
AUUAAACGUUAUCGAUAAAUUGUCGUAUUUUUUACAGUUGUACUUUGUUGCCUGUCUCGUCAAAACGCAACAAAAUGUCGGUUGCAAGCACAUUUGAGUCUAGCAAAAUUGUUCCAGACGUCAUCCCCGUCGCACCUUCAAAAACCAUAGAGUUGAAAUACCCAAGUGGCGUGGUAGCCCAGCAUGGCAAUGAACUCGCUCCAACAAAGGUCAAAGAUCAACCAGCUGUCUCCUACGAAGCGGAUCCUAAUGCUUUCUACACCUUAGUCUUCACAGACCCAGACAACUACAACGGCCCAGAGCCAGUAUACCGUGAGUGGCACCAUUGGUUGGUCGGAAACAUUCCUGGCAACAACGUCGCCUCUGGUGAGGUUCUGUCUAGCUACAUUGGUUCUGGACCACCAGAAGGCACUGGCAUCCAUCGUUACGUAUACAUUCUCUACAAGCAGCCUGGAAAACUAAAUUUUGACGAGAAGAAGUUAACCAACAAAUCCAUCGAUGGCCGGGAUGCCUUUUCAACGAAGAAAUUCGCCGAAAAGUACAACUUGGGAGCGCCUGUUGCUGGCAACUUCUAUCGCGCACAAUUUGACGACUACGUCCCACUAUUGUACAAGAGUUUAGGCGUUUAAAAAUAAAUAUUAUAUAUA